This is a messenger RNA of Aspergillus nidulans FGSC A4, 1700 nucleotides long. RefSeq lists its product as uncharacterized. The transcript is spliced from 3 exons. NCBI's taxonomy places the organism in Eukaryota, Fungi, Ascomycota, Eurotiomycetes, Eurotiales, Aspergillaceae. Bases 1 to 1359 code for a protein of 452 amino acids. The record is from RefSeq and is a predicted model, not a curated record.
AUGUCCGAUCGCAUCUCUUCGGCUCCAUUCCGGACAGGACCCCCUUCGCCGUCACCGUCGUCACCCGCUCCAUUCACCUCUCUCAAAGAGAACACAUACUCGACGAUUCCUCCCGAGCAAAUCCCACAGACGCCGACAUCGCCUCCGUUGAUGUCGGUAAGCGCUACAAACGAUGCCUCCAAUCUCGCAAACUUGCAAGCAUCUAGCCAGGCGACGUCGCAAACUGCCAGUCUCUCCUCUCCACCUUCCACAGCGCCCAUGACUACACAAAAUUCUCAGCAGCCGACAGCAGGUGCAACAAACUCAUUUCCUACACCGGCCAGUAGUGUUGGCCCCGACCACAUGAAUAAGUCGUUUGGGACAGACUUCUCAGAAACAGGAGCGUCUAACACGACAGGCGCAAGUGCCGUACCAACUCAGCAAUCGGAACACAGACGCACGGAUCACAAUCGAGAUUCCAAAUCCGCUCGAGCAAGACAAGCAGUGAAGGAUUCCCAACAGUUGGGCGAAUCUGGUCAUGCUCCGCAUGGCAGCGCCAUGGAUCUAGAUACAGAAAGACCAGCGCAAACUAACGCCAAUUGGCUCAGCUUAGACUCUUUGCAGAAAGACUUCUCGUCAGCUUUCCAUCUUUGCAAAAGCUCCCAUAUUGCGACUGGACCGGACCCAUCAGUCGACCUCAUUUCGCUGUAUGGUUUAGGCCCUGUAGCAAAGUCGGUUGCAAGGAAUGAUCCUGUCACUGGCGAAAAGAUCAAUCGUCUUCGAAAGUCAUACGAGGGCAAGUUGAAAGGAUUAGGGCUUGCUGGAAGGAACAAAGCGGUCAAACAUGAUCCCGCGACGCCUGGUGGACUCAGGCAGAUGACAAUGUGGCCAGAAGAAGAGUGGCAAAAUCAGAAGGUUUUCGGAAAGGAGAUAAAGGUGGCUGAUAUGGAUUCGGCGCUGUACAAUCUGCAGAUGAAGGCUAUGAAAAUGGAACCGGGUACGGUACCAAAUAACGAUUACUGGGAAGACGUGCUAGGACACGACAAGCCGACGAAGAAUGCAAACGCGGGAGAAGGCGCCAAAAAGACGCAUCCUUCUGCAAGCGCUCCGCGGGCUGUUAGCCAGCCGAACGGGACGCCGGUGCCAGCGGAACCCGAGCGCAGCCGCCCAAGUCGAGGCCGCAAGAGACAUUAUGAUGAUAAUAGCUUCGUGGGUUACGGUGAGGGUUAUGCGGAUGACGAUGAUGAUGCUGCGAUCUAUUCGAAUGGCGAAGGGGGAGGGAAGAAAAAGCGGAAGAAGGACCACGUCCCAAGGAUUCCGGCUCCCUCAGACAGAGGUGGAAGUUAUGGAGUCGGUAUGUUUGGCAUUGGUGCGAGGUGACGGCACACAAAUUUGCAGGCAAAAAGCACACUUCUACCUAUUUUUAUGUUUUCCUUCUACUAUGCUCCAUGCAUAGCUAUGUUACAGACCCACUGAAGAGGCUCAACACGCUUUUGAGCCCGGUGGAAGGACAUGAUUUUCAGCUCGACGACAUUGUUGGUUGUCGGCUUAUUCUCAGUACAUUUUUUGCAUCACGGUGCUGGAUAUACCCGGCUUACUUGAUCGGACGGCGUUUGGGGGUUUUAAAUCUUACGGAAAGGUCUCUUUUGGCUUCUUUGCCUAUCCGAAUGGCGGAAACAUCAGAUGCUGUAGUGCUUUCCCUUUCGCCUUGUGUUAAUGGU